Messenger RNA from Grammomys surdaster, 2150 nucleotides. RefSeq names its product insulin like growth factor 2 mRNA binding protein 1 (gene Igf2bp1). Gene Ontology annotation, biological process: regulation of gene expression; nervous system development. The record is from RefSeq and is a predicted model, not a curated record. Gene Ontology annotation, molecular function: mRNA 3'-UTR binding. Bases 217 to 1950 code for a protein of 577 amino acids. Gene Ontology annotation, cellular component: cytoplasm; cytosol; nucleus. The transcript is spliced from 15 exons. NCBI's taxonomy places the organism in Eukaryota, Metazoa, Chordata, Mammalia, Rodentia, Muridae.
CACUUCUCCCGGGCUAACCCGAACUCUUCCGUGACCCCCGCGUGCCCUCAGGCCGCCCACCCGCCCGGAGCUCCGGACAACUUUAGGGGUAGGGUGCGUAGAAAGUUUGCGGCUCCCGCCGCCCAUCUCCACGCCUCUCGGCCUAGGAGGCUCUCCGCCCGCGCCCUCCUCGCUCGGCCUUGCCUGGGACCGUGUCCUUGCCCCGCCACCGCCACCAUGAACAAGCUUUACAUCGGCAACCUCAACGAAAGCGUGACCCCCGCAGACUUGGAGAAAGUAUUUGCGGAGCACAAGAUCUCCUACAGCGGCCAGUUCUUGGUCAAAUCCGGCUACGCCUUCGUGGACUGCCCCGACGAGCACUGGGCGAUGAAGGCCAUCGAAACUUUCUCGGGGAAAGUAGAACUGCAAGGAAAACGCUUAGAGAUUGAACACUCGGUCCCCAAAAAACAAAGGAGUCGGAAAAUACAGAUCCGAAACAUUCCGCCUCAGCUCCGAUGGGAAGUGCUAGAUAGCCUGCUGGCUCAGUACGGUACAGUGGAGAACUGUGAGCAAGUGAACACGGAAAGUGAGACAGCGGUGGUCAACGUCACCUACUCCAACCGGGAGCAGACCAGGCAAGCCAUCAUGAAGCUAAACGGCCAUCAACUAGAGAACCAUGCCCUGAAGGUCUCCUACAUACCCGAUGAGCAGAUAGCACAAGGUCCUGAGAAUGGGCGCCGUGGAGGCUUUGGGUCUCGGGGCCAGCCUCGGCAAGGGUCACCUGUGGCAGCGGGGGCCCCAGCCAAGCAGCAGCAAGUGGACAUCCCCCUCCGGCUCCUGGUGCCCACGCAGUAUGUAGGUGCUAUCAUUGGCAAGGAGGGUGCCACCAUCCGAAACAUCACAAAGCAGACUCAGUCCAAGAUAGACGUGCAUAGGAAGGAGAAUGCAGGAGCUGCGGAGAAGGCCAUCAGUGUUCAUUCAACCCCUGAAGGCUGCUCCUCGGCCUGUAAGAUGAUCUUGGAGAUUAUGCACAAGGAGGCAAAGGACACCAAAACGGCAGAUGAAGUUCCCCUGAAGAUCCUGGCUCAUAAUAACUUUGUGGGGCGACUCAUUGGCAAGGAAGGGCGGAACUUGAAGAAGGUGGAGCAGGAUACCGAGACAAAGAUCACCAUCUCGUCGCUCCAGGAUCUUACGCUCUAUAACCCAGAACGGACCAUCACUGUGAAGGGGGCCAUUGAGAACUGCUGCAGGGCUGAGCAGGAGAUCAUGAAGAAAGUUCGAGAGGCUUAUGAGAAUGACGUGGCUGCCAUGAGCCUGCAGUCCCACCUCAUCCCUGGUCUCAACCUGGCUGCUGUAGGUCUCUUCCCAGCUUCGUCCAGUGCUGUCCCGCCUCCCCCCAGCAGUGUCACUGGGGCUGCUCCCUAUAGCUCCUUCAUGCAGGCUCCGGAGCAGGAGAUGGUACAGGUGUUCAUCCCCGCCCAGGCUGUGGGCGCCAUCAUCGGCAAGAAGGGCCAGCACAUCAAACAGCUCUCCCGGUUCGCCAGCGCCUCCAUCAAGAUUGCUCCACCAGAAACACCUGAUUCCAAAGUUCGGAUGGUUGUCAUCACUGGACCCCCAGAGGCUCAGUUCAAGGCUCAGGGAAGAAUCUAUGGCAAACUAAAAGAAGAGAAUUUCUUCGGUCCCAAGGAGGAAGUAAAGCUGGAGACCCACAUACGGGUUCCAGCUUCAGCAGCCGGCCGAGUCAUUGGCAAAGGCGGCAAAACGGUGAAUGAGCUGCAGAACUUGACCGCAGCAGAGGUGGUAGUGCCAAGAGACCAGACCCCGGACGAGAAUGACCAAGUCAUUGUCAAGAUCAUCGGACAUUUCUAUGCCAGCCAGAUGGCCCAACGGAAGAUCCGAGACAUUCUGGCUCAAGUUAAGCAACAGCACCAGAAGGGACAGAGCAACCAGGCCCAGGCACGGAGGAAGUGACCCUGCCCUUUCCUGUCCCAUUGGCUCCAGAUCAGCAGGCGGAACACAGAACUGGAGGGCGGGUGGAGGGCCGGUGUGCUCUUCCCAGCAGGCCUGAGAAUGAGUGGGAAUCAGGGCAUUUGGGCCUGGCUGGAGAUCAGGUUUACACACUGUCUUGAGGAAAAUGUUCCAGUGAGGAAUCCUGAUCUCUCGCCCCCAAU